Messenger RNA from Closterium sp. Naga37s-1, 846 nucleotides. The record is from the annotation of a GenBank genome assembly. Lineage: Eukaryota; Viridiplantae; Streptophyta; Zygnematophyceae; Desmidiales; Closteriaceae.
AUGCCCAGCCCAGCUCUCUCCCUCAGCUCUCUCCCUCAGCUCUCUCCCCCAGCUCUUUCCCCCAGCUCUUCCUUCCAGCUCUUCCCCCCAGAUUUCCCCCUCAAAUCUCCCCCCCAGCUCUCCCCCCCAGCUCUCCCACCCAGCUCUCCCCCCCCCCUCUCCCCCCCAGCUCUCCCCCCCAGCUCUCCCCCCCAGCUUUCCCCCCCAACUCUGCCCCCCAGCUCUCCCUCCCAGCUUUCCCCCCCAACUCUUCCCCCCAGCUCUUUCCCCCAGUUCUGUCCCCCAGCACUGCCCCCCAGCUCUUCCCCCAGGAUCUCCCCCCCAGCUCUCUCCGCCAUCUCCGUCCCCCAGGUCUGUGCAGCAUGGUCUGGUGUGUUUGACAGCAGAGGGCAGUGUGGUGUGGUGAACCAGAUGACGGUCAUCGUGACGAUGCUCAAGAGCCUCGGGGUGGUCAGCAACGUCGCUACCAACGGUUGGAAGUGGUGGGUGGGGAUGUGCGAGGGCAAGAGUAUGACAUUGAGUUCAUGGCCCUCUUCCUCUGUCCCCAAUCACCUCCCAUCUGCUCCCCUGCCAACCCGACCAAGCAACAGCAUCAUAGUUGUUGCACCUUCAGACAACCGCCUCGCUCCCACAACAUCUUCUCCACCUGACCCUCCACACCUGCUGCUGCAGCAGCAGUGGCAGCAGUGGUGGCAAGAGAGGGAUAACUUGGGCACGGGGGAGAUGAGGGGGACGGAGAAGGGGGUUUGGGGAGCAGGAGCACUUUGCUCAUGCACUGCUGCAGCAGAGCAGCAGCUGCCCAAUCAGCACAUUCAACUCCUUCUGUGCAGCAUCAGUAGUGGUUAG